AGCAAUUAAAGAGCUAAAGGUGACAUUGUAAUUUUACAACAAGUGGUCUUAAAGUCCUUAUGAAAAUGUUAUCUGAUGAAUCAGACUGUUUUGUAUGGAAGUGUAAAUCGGCAAAUCCAUGGGAUUCCUUCAUUUCCAUGAAUUGUUCCACGGGUUUCCUGUUGCUGCCAAGAGGCCUGUAAUCUCUCUCUCAGACAGACUGACAGUCUCUCUCUAUCUUUCUCCCUCUCUUUCUCGCGUUCUCUCUCUCUUUCUCUGUCAGCAGUCUAGUCUAGUCUGCUUUUCAAGCUACGGUCUCUUUAAAACUUUAACCCAUCACGUCCCGUGGGGAAAUCAUCGCGGAUUAGUUCACUGUUUUCAUCGGUGUCUGCCAUGGCACAUAAUUCGGAUUCUCUGUACCUGGGAUUUGACUUCAGCACUCAACAGGUUGCUAACCCCUAUGGUGUGACUGUCUGCAGCUCAAGGUUGUGGCCAUUGACGGAGGGCUGAAUGUGGUGUACCAGAACAAUGUGCAGUUUGACAGUGAGCUGCCCGAGUUCAGGACCCAAGGAGGAGUCCAUGUCCAGGCUGACAGACUGACCGUCACUUCCCCAGUCCUCAUGUGGGUGAAGGCCCUGGACCUGCUUCUGGAGAAGAUGAGAAUCUCUGGAUUCCACUUCUCCCGUGUGAAGGCCCUCUCUGGGAGUGGUCAGCAACAUGGCAGUGUGUACUGGAGGAGAGGAGCCAGCCAGGCCCUGAGACAGAUGAAGCCUGGAAAGAGUCUGCAUCAGCUGCUGCAGAGCAGCUUCUCAGUGGCAGACAGCCCAGUGUGGAUGGACUCCAGCACCACACAGCAGUGUCAGUACUUGGAGGCAGCACUAGGGGGCGCUCAGAAGCUGGCUGAUAUCACCGGCUCCAGAGCCUAUGAGCGUUUCACAGGAAAUCAGAUUGCCAAGAUCCACAAAACCAAGACUGACCAAUACAUGGCCACCGAGAGAAUUUCAUUGGUCAGUAGCUUUGCUGCAUCGCUGUUCCUUGGAGCCUAUGCUGCAAUAGAUUACAGUGAUGGUUCCGGUAUGAACCUGAUGGACAUCACUACCAGGACCUGGGCUCCACGCUGCCUGGAGGCUGUAGCACCAGGCCUGCAUGACCUGCUGGGAGAUCCACAGUCUUCUACUGCUGUUCUGGGCUCGGUCUCGUCCUACUACGUGUCUCGGUACGGCUUCACACAGGACUGCAGGGUGGUGGCCUUCACUGGAGACAACCCAGGAUCCCUGGCUGGGAUGAGACUAAAGGAAGGAGACGUUGCUGUGAGUCUGGGCACCAGUGACACAGUGUUUCUGUGGAUCACAGAACCUCAUCCAACCAUUGAGGGACACAUCUUCUGCAACCCUACAGACUGUCGGGCCUACAUGGCCUUGAUAUGCUUCAAGAACGGCUCCCUGACCAGAGAACGAAUCAGAAACGAGUGUGCUGGAGGAUCAUGGGAAGCUUUCUCCUCUGCCCUGCAGUCCUCGCCUCCGGGUAACCAUGGAAACAUAGGGAUUUAUUUUGACACCAUGGAGAUCACUCCAUCAGCAAUGGGAGUUCACAGGCUGGACAAGGACGGCAAUGAGGCUCUGGGGUUCCCCCCCCAGACAGAGAUCAGAGCUCUCCUGGAGGGUCAGUUCCUGGCAAAGAGGCUCCAUGCUGAGAGACUGGGCUACAGGAUCAUUCCAGGUACCAGAGUUCUGGCCACGGGAGGUGCCUCCUCCAAUCAGGAUAUCCUGCAGGUCUUAUCAGAUGUUUUCAGUGCACCAGUCUACACCAUUGAUGUGGCCAACUCUUCCUGUCUGGGUUCUGCAUACAGGGCCCUGCAUGGCUUGGUAGCUGACCAGGGUGUUUCGUUCUCUGAUGUGGUCCAGAAAGCUCCGGAACCCAAACUAGCUGUGACGCCCACACCUGGCUCACAAGAGGUGUUCCAGCUACUGUUGAAGCGCUACGCCGAGUUGGAGAAGAAGAUUCUACAGACCCUGUAGAAUCGCCCCUGACCCAGCUUGACCAAUCGGCUCAGCUCAAUGUUCUGUCUUUGGCCUGAUUGGAGAUGUUGUCAAGGGAAGAACAAAACACAACAGUGUCUUUCAAGUCAUUCCAACUGCCUCCUUAGAUUGAAGGAUGUUGUUAACUUGACUGUUUUAUUGGUUGUAUGAUUAAUUGAUUGAUGCAGUCUGUACAUGAGUCUUGUGAGAUGGACCAACUCUUGUCAUUUCAGGGUUGUGUGUGUGUGUGUAUGUUUUGAAUGUUCUACGUCUAUAUGAGAACACUGAUGUUCUCACCAGUGUCCAUGAUCCACAAUUACUAGUGUUAGGAUGAACCUGGUGAACCACACACCUGUAUUCUGCAGCCUGGAUAUCCACAAACAAAACAUGUAUGUAUAAAAGCACAUUGAGCUGCAAUUCUUGUAUGAAAUGUGCUAUGUAAAUAAAGUCUUAUAUG
Messenger RNA from Hypomesus transpacificus, 2454 nucleotides. It is a transcript of the gene xylb, whose product is annotated as xylulokinase homolog (H. influenzae). NCBI's taxonomy places the organism in Eukaryota, Metazoa, Chordata, Actinopteri, Osmeriformes, Osmeridae. Gene Ontology annotation, molecular function: D-xylulokinase activity. The coding region runs from base 600 to 1997 and encodes 465 amino acids. Gene Ontology annotation, cellular component: cytosol. Gene Ontology annotation, biological process: xylulose metabolic process; D-xylose metabolic process. The record is from RefSeq and is a predicted model, not a curated record. The transcript is spliced from 19 exons.